Quercus lobata is the source of this 1282-nucleotide messenger RNA. RefSeq names its product transcription factor KUA1-like. Gene Ontology annotation, biological process: response to gibberellin; response to ethylene. The transcript has 6 exons. Gene Ontology annotation, molecular function: DNA binding. The record is from RefSeq and is a predicted model, not a curated record. The coding region runs from base 128 to 1003 and encodes 291 amino acids. Lineage: Eukaryota; Viridiplantae; Streptophyta; Magnoliopsida; Fagales; Fagaceae.
UUAAGACAUGAACAGCAUAAUAUAUAUACUUAGCCAUUCAAACAGAGAGAGCAAGCUUUUCUAUUCUCUUUUGUCUAUUACACGAGAGAGAAUUAUUGUAGGGCUGUGUGUGUUGGGAGACUGAACAAUGGUGAGGGGAUCUGUGAUUGUAAGAAGGUGCUCGCAGUGUAGGCUCAGCGGCCACAACUUUACGACGUGUAGUAAGAAAAACAAUAACAAUAUUACUACUACUAUUGCCUUUGGCAAUAAUAACAGUAACAAUACUAGUACUGCCAUCAGCAAUUAUAACAAUAACAAUGCUGGUCUUAUCAAAAUUUUCGGUGUGUAUUUCAAAGAAAACGUAGAUGAUCAUGAUUUGAACGCGAGUGUUAGCAUGGAAAAUCGGGGUUCCAAAAAAAGCGUUGAGCACGAAGUUCAUAUUGAUGCUGAGAGAAAGAAGGGAAGGCGAUGGACUAAAGAGGAGCACAAACUAUUUCUUAUUGGUUUGGAGAAGCUUGGAAGAGGUGAUUGGAAAGGAAUUUCACGCGAUUUUGUGACUACUAGGUCCCCAGCCCAAGUUGCUAGUCAUGCUCAGAAACAUUAUAUGCGACAAGCUGCAAUUGAUGAUAAGAAGAAAAAUAGGCCAAGUGUGUUUGACCUAUCUCUAAAUGAAGAUGAACUAGCUCCAAAGGAUUCAUUAGUUUCACAUACAGAGAAAAGUGGUAUUGAAAAGGCAUUAAAGGCUAGUAACUCCCAAGCUUUGGCAUUGGUGAACAAUAAUGAGAACCCACUAGAGGCUACUACAGCAUAUCAACAUAAUGUGAAUCGAUCCCCACAUGUUGCCUUGGAUAUUCCACCAAUUGCUCAAAUGCCACCCCUAGUAUUUGGUGCUCCAAAUUAUUGUAGAAGUCCUUCCACGGUGAAUUCCGCCAGUCAAAGUUAUUCGUCUUGGUUGCCUGGAACAUUGCAGAAUUCGGUAUUCCAUCACCACAGGCAUUCCUCGCACAUAAUCGUUCUCGAUUAGGUCUUACUAGGCCUUCAAUGAGUGCAAAAAGCAUACAAUUGGACUACCUCAACCUACAACAAAGUUAUCCUCUCAGACAUCUGCAACCAUUAGAGUGACAUGAAAAUUUUGAUGCGGUGAAACUUUUUUUUUUUGGGGUGCAUUUUGAUUUAUCAAAUGAUGGCUAUAAUUCUUUUCUUUUUAUUUUCUUUUUUUCAAUUUUUUUUCGGAGAUAUGAUAGAAAUCUUAUUUAAGAAAUCAAAUAAGCAUAUAGCUGUACUGAGUAUUGACCACAUCUCU